This is a messenger RNA of Rhineura floridana, 4472 nucleotides long. RefSeq names its product latent transforming growth factor beta binding protein 3 (gene LTBP3). Lineage: Eukaryota; Metazoa; Chordata; Lepidosauria; Squamata; Rhineuridae. The transcript has 28 exons. The record is from RefSeq and is a predicted model, not a curated record. Gene Ontology annotation, molecular function: calcium ion binding. Bases 263 to 4093 code for a protein of 1276 amino acids.
UGGCUGCGAGGAGAGCAAAGCGGGGCCGGCGGGGCUCCAAUUCUCCAGCCUGGCAGAGGCGAGCCUCCUUCGCUUCGCUUCGCCCCUCCUCUCCUCUCCUCUCGCCUGCCUCCCCCCCCCUUCUCCAGCGGCCGCGGCUCCCUCGCCUGCCCGCCCGCCCUCCUUGCGCGCAACUUUCCCCGGUGCGCCCCGUCGGGGCCAGGCGAGAGGCGCGCCGCGCUCCUUCGCGCCCGGCUCGGCCUUGGCGGCACGGGAUGCCAAGAUGCCCUCGCGGGGGCUGGCCGUGCUAUGGGUGCUGGCGCUGGGGUGGCCGGGUGCCGCUGCUGGCACCGGUGCCGCCGCCUCUUCCUCCUCCUCCUCGGCGGGCCCCUCGGAGCGGACGGCGCUGGCGCGGGAGCGCUUCAAGGUGGUCUUCGCCCCCCUCAUCUGCAAGCGGACGUGCCUGAAGGGCCAGUGCCGCGACAGCUGCAAGCCGGGGAGCAACAUGACCCUCAUCGGCGAGAACGGGCACUCCAUGGACACCCUCACGGGCUCCGGCUUCCGCGUGGUGGUUUGCCCUCUUCCCUGCAUGAACGGCGGGCAGUGUACAUCUGGGAACCAUUGCUUGUGCCCUCCCGAGUUCACUGGGCGAUUCUGCCAAGUACCUGCCGGCCGUCAGAGCCGAGGCCAGCAGGUCCGAGUCCUCCCUGAGGGCCUCCCCAUGGAGACGGGCUCCAGCAAACACGCCAUCUAUGCGGUCCAGCUCAUCUCGGAUGGCCACAGCGAUGCUCCCUCUGGGCCUGGAUCAAAAGGCACCGUCAGCCACUCCACCUUCAUGGUGCCUCUGGGCCCUGGGCAGCAUUCAUCCGAAGUUCAGGUGCACCAGCCGCUGGUCAACGUUCGUGUGCAUCACCCCCCGGACGCCUCAGUGCAAGUCCACCGGAUUGACAGCCUCAGCUCGGAGGGGGGCGGGCCAGGCAGCCAGCAACACCUGAUCCAGCACCCGGCCCCCAAGCCCGCAUAUACAAGGCCCCCCACCCAGAAGCCCCUUGGACGGUGCUUUCAGGAGACAAUGCCAAAACAGUCGUGCGGAAGUAACCCUCUUCCGGGCCUGACCAAGCAAGAAGAUUGUUGUGGCAGCAUCGGCACCUCCUGGGGGCAGAACAAAUGUCACAAGUGCCCCCACUUGCAGUACUUGGGAGUGCAGAAGACAGUGGGGAGCGACUGCCCGCAAGGAUACAAGCGACUGAACAGCAGCCAUUGCCAGGACAUCAACGAAUGCACCAUGCAAGGAGUGUGCCAGGGGGGCGAGUGUCUGAACACGCAAGGAAGCUUCCGCUGCGCAUGCAAGCCAGGGCACAUCUUGGGGCCCUCACGGACCCAUUGCGUGCCGGAGAAAGCUGGGGAGAAGAGUUUGUGUUUCCGGCUGGUGAGCCCCGAACACCAGUGCCAGCACCCGCUGUCCACCAAGCUCACCCGCCAGACCUGCUGCUGCAGCGUGGGCAAGGCUUGGGGGGCCCGUUGUGAGCGCUGCCCAGCUGACGGAACUGCUUCUUUCAGAGAGAUCUGCCCCGCAGGAAAAGGCUACCAUAUCCUGACCUCGCACCAGACUCUGACGAUCCAAGGGGAGAGUGACUUCACACUCCAGAUCCAUCCGGACGGCACCACUGACUUGCAGCAGCAGCAGCACGUGGAACUGCCCACCCGGCCACCCGUGGGCAGCGACUCUCAGGAGCCGGAAGCCCUAACUCCAGCUAUGUUGCCCAGCUAUGUGACGACCUCAGAGGAACAGAUGGUCUUCUACGUCAACACCCCCACCUUGGGUCCCCGUUACCCAGCCGUGAUCCCCAAGCCCACAACCGCAAUCAUUGUGAGGUACCCUGACGAGGAUAAGAAUGUGAGUGAAUUUGACAUGCCCCCCACACAGGUGACAGAGACGGACAUUUGCAAACUGAACCGCAACAUUUGCGGCCACGGGGAAUGCAUCCCUGCAACUCCCGGCUUCACCUGUCAUUGUUAUCAAGGAUACCGCAGGCAUCCUCAGCACAGGUAUUGCGUAGAUGUGAACGAGUGUGAGUCAGAGCCUUGCGGCAGUGGCAAAGGGGUCUGCAUGAACACGGGUGGCUCCUACAACUGCCACUGCAACCGUGGCUACCAGCUGAAGGUCCACAAGGGCGUGCCGUCCUGCAUGGAUAUUGACGAAUGUGCCAAGCCCAAAGUCUGCGGGGAUGGGGGCUCCUGUAUUAAUUUCCCGGGCCACUACAAGUGUGAUUGCCGCGUGGGCUACCGGCUUAAGCCCUCCCGCCAGCCCCUCUGUGAAGAUAUUGAUGAGUGCCUUGACCCUGGGACUUGCCUGGAUGGGAGGUGUGAAAACCGACCCGGCAGCUACAAAUGCAUCCCCUGCCAGCUGGGUUUCCGGGGCCAAAAUGGCGCGUGUUAUGAUGUGGACGAGUGCUCCGAGGAUGCCGUCUGCAAGCACGGCUGGUGCGAGAACGUGGCUGGUUCCUUCCGCUGCACCUGUGGUGAUGGAUUUGUGCCUGCCCCUGAUUCCCACAGCUGUCUUGAUGUCAACGAGUGUGAGAAUGGGUCUCUCUGUGCCCAUGGGGUGUGUGUGAACACCCUGGGGUCCUUCAAGUGCCAGUGCCCAGCCGGUUUCCAGGCAGUGAAGGACGGGCCACGCUGCGAAGACGUGAAUGAGUGUGACUUCCCAGCAGCCUGCGUGGGGGGCGAGUGCCUGAACACGGUGGGCUCCUACCAGUGCCUGUGCCGGGCAGGCUAUCAGCUGGAGAGUGGUCGGAAGUGCCAAGAUAUCGACGAGUGUGCGAAAGACCUUGACCUUUGCCAGCCGCACGGGACAUGCGAAAACACUGAUGGCUCCUUUUUGUGCACCUGUGAUGAAGGAUUUACUCCUUCCGAAGACCGACAGAGCUGUGAGGAGCUGCCCCACAACAAAAAAGAGUGCUACCUGAACUUUGAUGACACUGUCUUCUGCGACAGCGUCCUCGCCACCAAUAUUACCCGCCAGGAGUGCUGUUGCUCCCUUGGGGCAGGCUGGGGGGACCACUGUGAAAUCUAUCCUUGUCCUGUACUCAAUUCUAUUGAGUUCCAAACUCUCUGCCCUGAUGGAAAAGGCUUCAUUCUGGAUGACACCAUCCUCAACUACGGCAUCCCGGCGCAUCGUGACAUCGAUGAAUGUGCCUUAUUUGGGGAAGAGAUCUGCAAAGAAGGGAAGUGCAUCAACACCCAGCCUGGCUAUGAGUGUUACUGCAAGCAAGGCUUCUACUACGACGCGAACCUCUUGGAGUGUGUCGACGUGGAUGAGUGUCUGGACGAGUCGAACUGUGUGAAUGGGCGUUGUGAAAACACCCGCGGCAGCUUCCGCUGCACCUGCCCUGCCUCCACCUCGUAUGACCCCACCCGUAAGAAGUGCAUAGUGGCCAGUGAAAUUGAUAUCGAUGAAUGUCAGGAUCCCGGGGUCUGCAAACUUGGGCGCUGCACCAACACUGUUGGCUCUUUCUCCUGCGAAUGUCACCUUCCCUUGACCUUGGACCCCAGUGGCAAGGAGUGCCAGCUUCCAGAGACCCAGGCAGACAGGGCAACGGACCGUCGUGACGUCUGCUGGCAGCAGCGAGGCGAGGACGGGAUGUGUUCCUCUCCUUUCAAUGGGCAGCAGCUGAGCUUCGAGGAGUGCUGUUGCCGCUACGGCAAAGGGUGGGGGUACCAGUGCCACGCCUGCCCGCCACGCGGCCCAGGCCUGAACUGCCAGUCGGCUCCAAGCGAGAGCAACUCAUUUUGGGACUUCAGUGCUUUGUAUGGCAAAGUGCACAAAGACACUGACAGCUCGGAAGAAGAUUCCGAUGAAUGCCGCUGUGUGAACGGCCACUGCGUCCGCACCCAGCAGGGCUUGGUCUGCGAGUGUCCCCCGGGCUUCCAGCUUGAUGCCAGCCACACCCGCUGCCUGGAUAUUGAUGAGUGCCUAGAGCUGAACCACCGAGGGCGUCUGUGUAAGACCGAACGCUGCGUGAACACCAGCGGCUCCUACCGUUGCACCUGCAAGUUGGGCUAUUUGCGUUCCCGACCCCAUGGAAUCUGCAUCCCCCAGCGCCAGCGGUAGCCUGGAGCACCCACCACUGGAUGAGUGGGCGGAGGGUAUAAGGGAGAAUGGGGGCAUACAGAGGCCAACUUCCUCACUCCUGCCCUGACCAUGGUAGCCUUCUAUGGCUGUCCGCUGUCGGAAACUGAAUACUGGGCUAGGAGGACAUUUUUUUUAUUUGGAACCAGCAAGGCAGUGCUUAUGUUCUUAAGGACUCGUUUUGUACCAGCUAUGAUGAAGGGGCAUUGACUGAUGUUUGUUAUAGAUUUGCUACGUGUCCCCAUUUUAUGCUUCCUAACCUACCAGAUAUUUAUCGUUAGGGUGAAAACCUGCAGUUGGUUUGCACUUGUUUCUGUAGGCUUCGGAAAUAAAACUUUUUGUACAUAAUAGACAGUGGGGG